AUGCGUGCAUUGGGAUUUGAGUCAAUAGUCGCCGAUGGUGUUUUCCUUAUAAACUUUGUAUCAUAUUAUCAAGAUUCUAAAUUAGCUCGUGAUUGGACAGCUGAGGCCGAUUGGAAGAGGAGGGGUUUUUAUCCUGGUCCACAAUUUGAAACUUUGGAUAAUGAUAUCCAAGUUCUUUUUGAGAAAUAUUUGGAGGAACGGGGUAUAAAUACAACUGUAGCUCUUUUUAUUUCAAAUUACGUGGAACAUAAAGAGCAAAAAGAUAUCUGA
Molecule: messenger RNA, 270 nt
Organism: Scutellospora calospora
Lineage: Eukaryota; Fungi; Glomeromycota; Glomeromycetes; Diversisporales; Gigasporaceae
Source: the annotation of a GenBank genome assembly